Molecule: messenger RNA, 579 nt
Organism: Pichia kudriavzevii
Lineage: Eukaryota; Fungi; Ascomycota; Pichiomycetes; Pichiales; Pichiaceae
Exons: 1
Coding region: 1-579 (192 amino acids)
Biological process (GO): translation
Cellular component (GO): ribosome; cytosolic large ribosomal subunit
Molecular function (GO): structural constituent of ribosome
Source: RefSeq, a predicted model, not a curated record
AUGCUAGAAACCCCGAGCCUCAAUACUAACUCCAACCCCCCCUUAUUUAUUCCCGCAGUGGCUAACCGUUUAAGAGAAUACCAAGUCAUUGGUAGAAGACUUCCAACUGAAACUGUUCCAGAACCAAAGUUAUUCAGAAUGAGAAUCUUUGCUCCAAACGAUGUUGUUGCAAAGUCUAGAUACUGGUACUUCUUGCAAAAGUUACACAAGGUCAAGAAGGCUUCUGGUGAAAUCGUUGCAUUGAACGUCAUCUCCGAAUCCAAGCCAACCACCGUCAAGAACUUUGGUGUUUGGAUCAGAUACGACUCCAGAUCUGGUACUCACAACAUGUACAAGGAAUACAGAGAUGUCACCAGAGUUGGCGCUAUUGAAACCAUGUACGCAGAUUUAGCUGCAAGACACAGAGCUAGAUUCAGAUCUAUCCACAUCUUAAAGAUUGUUGAGCUUGAAAAGACUGCAGAUGUUAAGAGACAAUACAUCAAGCAAUUCUUAACCAAGGACUUGAAGUUCCCUCUUCCUCACAGAGUCACAAAGUCCAAGAAGUUAUACGCUCCAAAGAGACCAACUACUUUCUACUAA